CCGCACUCUUCACCCGCAGCCACGGCGACACCAUGGAAGCCAACGCGUAUGAUGUGAUUGUGAUUGGGGGCGGCAUAUCAGAGUUAUGAAGCCGCGGUCUCCAAUGCGCGAUGGCGAAAGGACUAAGUGCAGCCAAGCUGUUGAUGGAGAGUGGCUUGAACCCUGUGGUCUUGGAAGCUAGAGACCGAGUUGGAGGGAGAACCUACACCGUUCAGAACAAACAAACCAAAUGGGUGGAUCUGGGCGGCGCAUACAUCGGACCCACUCAGAACCGGAUCCUGCGCUUGGCCAAGCAGUAUGGGGUUCAGACAUACAAGGUCAACGAACAGGAAUCCUUGGUCCACCAUGUGAAGGGGAAAUCAUAUCCAUACAAGGGAUCUUUCCCCCCAGUUUGGAACCCUCUUGCUCUGUUGGACUACAACAACCUCUGGAGGACCAUGGACAAGAUGGGCAUGGAGAUCCCAAAAGAGGCACCAUGGAGGGCCCCACAUGCAGAAGAGUGGGAUAAGAUGACCAUGCAAGAGUUAUUUAAGAAAGUCUGCUGGACCAGCGUGGCACGGCGCUUUGCCACGCUGUUCGUCAACGUGAACGUGACCUCUGAACCUCACGAGGUGUCUGCUCUCUGGUUCCUGUGGUACGUCAAGCAGUGUGGGGGUACCAUGAGGAUCUUCUCCACCACCAACGGAGGUCAGGAGCGUAAAUUUGUGGGAGGCUCAAGUCAGAUUAGCGAAUGCAUGGCCAGAGAGCUGGGAGACCGUGUGAAGCUGGACAGUGCUGUCUACAGCAUCGACCAGACCGGGGACAUGGUGCUGGUCAAGACACUUCACGAGGACACGUACAAAGCCAAGUAUGUGAUCCUUGCCAUACCACCAGGCCUGAACCUGAAGAUUCACUUUAAGCCUGAACUGCCCCCAAUAAGGAACCAGCUGAUUCACAGAGUGCCGAUGGGCUCGGUCAUCAAGUGCAUGGUUUACUACCGGGAGAACUUCUGGAGGAAGAAGGGCUACUGUGGUAGCAUGGUGAUAGAAGAUGAAGAGGCUCCCAUUGGCUUGACCCUGGAUGACACGAAACCUGAUGGCACAGUACCUGCCAUUAUGGGUUUCAUCCUCGCACGCAAAAGCAGAACGCUAGCGGGGCUUACCAAGGAAGAAAGGAAGAAGAGGAUCUGUGAGAUCUACGCACGAGUCCUGGGUUCAGAUGAUGCUUUGCAUCCCGUGCACUACGAGGAGAAGAACUGGUGUGAGGAGGAGUACUCCGCAGGCUGCUACACGGUCUACUUCCCCCCCGGCAUCCUCACGCAGUUCGGCAGGGUGAUGAGGGAGCCCGUGGGGAGGCUCUACUUCGCCGGCACUGAGACGGCAACGGAGUGGAGCGGCUACAUGGAGGGUGCUGUGCAGGCCGGGGAGAGAGCAGCCAGGGAGAUUUUGUGCAUGAUGGGGAAAAUCCAUUCAAGUCAGAUAUGGCAACCAGAACCUCAGUCAAUGGAUGUCCCUGCGGUUCCCUUUGUCACCACAUUCUGGGAACGAAAUCUGCCUUCUGUUGGAGGAUUCUUCAAGUUCCUGGGCGUGUCUUCUUUCUUGACCGUUGCCACGGUAGUAGGUGUGGUGGCUUAUAAGAAGGGACUUCUCCCAAGAAGCUAGACCUCCUUCUGCUCUACACAGCUUUUCUCACUAGCCUUGGUCAAGGCUCGCUUUCUGCUCAGUCACUGACUGACUGAGCAUGAGCUCAUGUGAUUUAGAGGAGGAUUUAGGCUAAUCAUUUCCUUAUCAUCUAAUUGCAACUUAAUAAAAAAAAAUCCUAGAAUAAUGAUCAAGUAAAUACCGCAGUUUUAAGUGUAAAAGGAGUUACAGAUCGUCACCCAGACAAGAUUCCCAGACAAGAAAAGCCACUACACAUUUUCAUGUACAGCAAGCAUGUGAUUAACCACACGAAUUGAUUACCUCUUCUGACUUUAGGUGCUGUUCUAAGGAACCCCUUAUCCGAACGAACUUUUCCAAAAUAUAUGUAACAAAGCUAAAGCAUUAUCUGAACUUUUUAUAUUAAGUUUUAUUUCAGACAGCAUAAGACAAGACACUUUGCGACUAUAUCCUCUCUGAAAUUGUAGACAGAACAUGUGAACGACUGUAAUUUUCCCAUUACAACAGUAACAGCAGUGUUCAGAUCUCUUAUGUCCUUAAAUGCUAUGUGAAUGUUCUGUGGGUGUACGGCAGGCUAACUGAAGUAAGGCGUUAGCCUGCCAUGAAGCCAGCUAGUUGUGCAGUCGGUCGGUCGGGCUGUCCUUCUCAGGUGUGCCCUGGGCUGAAAAAGUGUUGUAUCUCUUCAACUUCCUGUGCAUGACUGAAGUCUCUGUGUCACUUAUGACUGAAUCUUAUGUAAACAUUUGAAUGUAUUUUUUUUAGAUUAGAUAUUAUAUUUGAUUGAUUUUUAAACAUAAUUUCAGACAAAUAUUUACCUUUUAUUUUAAUCUUUGUUUUUUUAGAGAAUUUUCUAAGGUGUUGAACAUGUAUUCCUUUAUCCAUUUCCUUUCAACAAGAACAUGAACUUGGACGCAGUUGCCAUAGUAGCAGACACUAAAGUGUUUAUAGAAUCAUUUAUCAUUUUAAGCAUAUAUGCAGAUCUUCCAUUAUCUUUUGAGCAUAAAUUGUCUUACAUUUGUCUAUAUUGAUAAAUAUUCACUACUUCAUACAUCUAAACAUACAUACAUUUCAGUUAAAACAUCUAAACAUACAUACACACAAUUCAGCUAGAAGACUGAAUUAAUUUCCAUGCUCAUGUUUCUGAAUACUUUGAGUCAUUUUAAGACAAAGGUUAAUGUCUUGGGUAUUUGUAUGUGUUUACCAAAAAAAUGUAUUAAAAUAAAGAUUUUUGUCAUAGCCAAAGAUAGGAAGUAGUAAACAAAGACAAAUGGAAACUAUAAUCCUUUUCAUGACAUAAUUUAAAAAAUUUAAAUAGAAGUCAAAAUCUAAGUGAAUUAAAUGACUGUGAUAUAAGUCAAGAAACAGGAAGAUUAGAAAAUAACACUUUAUAUGUGCAAGCCCUCUGUAUGUGGAAUGUGUUGUUGUUCCAGAAAUACACUGUGAGUGGUUGUCUGUGGUGCCUUAAUGUAUUAGUGCUCCUCAUUUCUCAAGUGCCUCUGUGGUUGUCCUGUCUGGCACACUGUUCCUGGGUCAGCUGCUGGCCACUUUACUGAGCAGAUGCUUCACGUUAGUUACUUCAUUUUGGCCAAGUUCUUCUGCGUGCUCAUUCAGGUGGGAUGAAGGUUGAUGUGGGCGUCACAAUCAUACACUGGUUCUUACCCUUAGCUUCAUUUUCAGUAACAGUGAGCAUGCUCAGGUCCAAUAACGACACAAAACUGCAUCACAUAUUCAGUGUCACACACACUUACGAAAAUAUCCUCUUGUUGCUAGGGGGCGGGUCUUCGUCUCCAGGUCAUUCCCAGUGUCACAUGAGCGUAGCUACUGCAACAUUCACGUGAAGUCACUCGUACCCAAAGUAGUCACUGACAAAGCAGAGAUGAUUGAUCAGUACCAGAGAGUAAACGAAGACUGGCUGUGGACUGUACGCUUCUGUCUGAAAGCCUACCAAGGGUUAGCUUUGGUGACAGAAAAACACCUUUUGUUUUUUAAUCUUGUGGACUGUGAACUUAGUUCUACUGCAGUGGCUCUUGUCAAGGCCAUUCUAAUGUCAUGUUGUGGUUGAUGUUACUCUUUUGUCUGGUGAGUCGUGUCUCUCUGUGCUGUGACGAUGCUUUGCUAAGACCUUAGCAGAGUCCCUGACAAGAUUUUGUCCUUUUAUCAAACUGUGUGUGCAUUGUUCAGUGUCUGCUCUUGUAACUGUGUCACUUGAUUUCUUUGUGUACAACACAGCCGGUAAUAAAAAUGUGAAUGAGG
Messenger RNA from Electrophorus electricus (electric eel), 3890 nucleotides. The record is from RefSeq and is a predicted model, not a curated record. NCBI's taxonomy places the organism in Eukaryota, Metazoa, Chordata, Actinopteri, Gymnotiformes, Gymnotidae.